Abrus precatorius (Indian licorice) is the source of this 836-nucleotide messenger RNA. RefSeq names its product protein CURVATURE THYLAKOID 1A, chloroplastic-like. The transcript has 5 exons. The record is from RefSeq and is a predicted model, not a curated record. The coding region runs from base 116 to 601 and encodes 161 amino acids. Lineage: Eukaryota; Viridiplantae; Streptophyta; Magnoliopsida; Fabales; Fabaceae. Gene Ontology annotation, cellular component: thylakoid; chloroplast thylakoid membrane.
AAGCAACCAAUCAGAAACUGAGGCUUGUCACGUGGCCAAUAUUAGAGUGACCAUGCAACCGAGCAAGAACAAGGACCGGUGACUGAGAACACCACCACACUAAACACAAACAAAAAUGGCGGCGGCAACAACCACUGUAUUAGUUCCUCCUCUUUUGACACGCACCAAAGUCACCCGCUGCUCUGAUUUUCCAACACUCUCUCCUCGCCCUCGCUCUUCUUCUUCCCCUUUCCGUCAAAAUCACUUUAUUCUUUCAGAAAAUCGAAAGAUUUCUCAGCUUCUGACCCGGGCUUCUUCAGAGGAAACAUCUACUUCUGUAGAUGCUAGCGAGUUGUUUACAGAUUUGAAACAGAAGUGGGAUGCUCUUGAAAACAAGUCUACAGUGCUUCUAUAUGGUGGUGGGGCUAUUGUUGCUCUUUGGUUAUCUUCAAUUCUUGUUGGUGCCAUCAACUCAGUUCCCUUGCUUCCAAAGAUUAUGGAGUUGGUAGGACUAGGGUACACUGGAUGGUUUGUCUAUCGAUACCUUCUGUUCAAGUCUAGCAGAAAGGAACUAGCUACAGACAUUGAGGCACUGAAAAAGAAAAUUUCCGAAACUGAAUAGAACAGAACUGUAUUAACAGGUAGCAAGUCAACUUGAUAUGUUUUCGAUCAUCAUUUCUUUGUUUUGAUGUAUGAGAGGCAUUUGUGUAUCCCUUUAUGUAGAAUAGAAUUUCUCAACCUCUUCAGUCUUUUUUGUACCAAUCCAUUUCGUUGUCGGUAAAUCUUUUGUUUAUCACUAGCUCAACUGUAGCCGAAUCAAUUAUUCUGUUUAUGCAUACGUACCAAGAUUAAGAUCC